GAAAAAUAAAAACACGGUUCUCAUCGAUAUUUAUAUAUAUAUAUAUAUAUGUAUGUAUGUUUAUGGAACAUCGUACUUCUAAACUACUCAAGCAUUUCAUCUUCUCUAGUGAAACACUAUUGAUCAAGGAUACAUAAAUCAAAAUGUCUCAAUGCAGCCAUAACCACAACUUUUUGCUAAAAUCUGCUAAACAUCCUUAUUUCUGCCAGAGAUGCGGCCAACUAGGAUUCGGAAUGAGUUACUCGUGCGAAAAAAGCGAGUGCAACCUCUUUUCUCACAAAGAAUGUGAGAAGCCUAAAUCCUUGGUGCAACACCCGUUUUCCACAAAAUGUGUCUUUAAAUUUUACACUAAUAGAUCUGUGAAGGGUUGUUUAUGCCACGUAUGCGGGAAGAAUAUAAAAGGGUAUCACUACGGAUGCUCGUGCAAUUUUGUAAAGCGUUACGCGCACCCAUCUUGUCUUGCUUAUCAACCCACCUUGGAAGCUUUUGAUGGUCUUACAAUGAACCUACACAAGGUGGCACCUGCAACGUGUUUGAUUUGCAAUAAUAAGAAUCUUUGCUCUAAGGUAGAUGGAUGGGCUUAUGUUUCACCAUGUGGCUUGUACUGUUAUCAUGUGUCGUGUGUGAUGAAUAUCAUCAAUGAAAACUGGAAAAAGGCGUUUAUGAAAGGAACAUGUGAUCCUUUUCAGACUAUUAGAGACAGGUUUCCUGCCGAUAUGAAUAGGAUGACGCAAAUGGUAACGGGGAAGAAAAAGGCGAAAGACCGGAAGAAGGUGGCUACGGCUCUUAGUGUGAUAUUUAACGUGUUAACAGGAAAUCCUAAGGGUCUUAUCGGCGAUGCUAAAACGAUUAUAAGUUAAUAUUCAGGAGCAUAUAGUUGUGUGCUUUCACUAUGUUAUUGUUCUACCUUGUGUGAUUUCUACAUUGUGUGUUAGUGUGGUUUUGUUUGUCUAGUAUGUACUCGUCUAUUAGCAAGCACUUGGUUAAAAGUUGUAUGCACGGCUGUUGCUUGUUUUCUUAUGUAUCAUUAAUGUUCUUGUUUGAAAUUGAAUUAUCUUUAAUUUGAA
Messenger RNA from Helianthus annuus (common sunflower), 1067 nucleotides. RefSeq lists its product as uncharacterized. The record is from RefSeq and is a predicted model, not a curated record. Bases 144 to 860 code for a protein of 238 amino acids. Lineage: Eukaryota; Viridiplantae; Streptophyta; Magnoliopsida; Asterales; Asteraceae. The transcript is spliced from 2 exons.